This is a messenger RNA of Vespula vulgaris, 4402 nucleotides long. RefSeq lists its product as uncharacterized. Lineage: Eukaryota; Metazoa; Arthropoda; Insecta; Hymenoptera; Vespidae. Gene Ontology annotation, biological process: detection of chemical stimulus involved in sensory perception of smell; sensory perception of smell. The record is from RefSeq and is a predicted model, not a curated record. Gene Ontology annotation, molecular function: olfactory receptor activity; odorant binding. The transcript has 15 exons. Bases 1322 to 4201 code for a protein of 959 amino acids. Gene Ontology annotation, cellular component: plasma membrane.
AAGCACGACGACAGCACGCCAAAGUUUCCUUUAAAUAUUUUCUUAUUUUUAUGUGUACGUGUUAUACGGAUAAACAACGUUAUCCAAAUAACAAUGAAAUAAUAGAAACAUAUUAGGUAAGGAAAUGUUUGCAAAAUGAAAUUGAUAAGUGUUUUAGCAUUGUAUUAAGAAGUGUGUAUAUACCAAAAGCAAUGUGUUAUAUAAUGUCGAUAUACCUUUAAACAACCUUCCCACUUUCCUACCCUUUCCUCUCUGCCUAACCAUUUCCUUUAAUCCUUCUUACUUCUUAUCUCGUUUUACUCAUAAUAUAAGAAAGGAAAAAAAUAAUUAUAAUAAUAAUAAUAAUAAUAAUGAUGAUGAUGAUGAUGAUGAUGAUGAUGAUGAUGAUGAUGAUGAUAAUGAUGAUGAUAUUAAUAAUAAAAAAUAACUAAAAAAGAUAACAUUGAUAAAGAGCAAAAAAAAUAAAUAAAUAAUAAAGAAUAAAAAAUGUAAGCCUUACAUGUAAGUAAAGUGAUAACAAACAUGCAAUUAGUUUCGACGUUCGUCGUGUAUACUCGGUGCGUAUAGCGCAUAAAAAAUGGAAAUAAUUAAAAAGCAAACGAAACAAAACAAGAAAUAAAAAAUAGAAGAUAAGGAAGGAAAAAAAAACAAAACAAAAAAUGUUAUUAUCGACACAAAGUUUCGGUGAUGCGUCGUGCCUAUUCUUUCACGUCCAGAGACGCGUUUCUCUGUGUAUAUCUAGCUGUUAAAACGGCAAUAAAUUUCAAAAAUCGCUCCUCUAGAUUAUAUACACCAUUAUUUUCUCUCUCUCUUUCUCUCUCUCUCUCUCUCUCUUUCUAUUUUAUAUACCGACGCACAUUUAUGGAGUGAAAAAAAGAAAUGAAACAGAACUUUACGAGUGACAUUACAACGUUACUUACUAAUCGACUCGCACGAAGAACAGAAGAACUGUUGUGAAAUGAAAAAUGAUCGACGGACCUUCUCACUUGUCGUAUCAUUCUCACCUGACGUUUCUUACGUAUCUUGAGGAGACUUUUCAAAGAGAAAAAAAUACCUUUUCUAAGUAUGAAAAAUGUUAACUGAGAUUGAACGAGGGUUUCGAUAUCAAAGAAAUUUUAAUUUUUUAUUCCUAUUCGUUUUAUAAUAUAUUCUCAAAGCGUUAGAGACAUAGACGAUGCAAUAAGGUGUAAUAGAACGUUGGGAUCGCAGUCGUAUCAAAGAGGCGUCAAAUUUGACACGUCUCUAAAUCUAUCAUUAGGCGUUACUAUAGCUUUACUAUAAUUUCGUGGCAUAUGCAUACUAGACGUUCGAAAGGAGGAUUAUGGCAAGUAAAUCGUCCAAGUACUUUUCAAUAAAGAUAGCACGGUUUCUAAUGAAAACCGUCGGUUUCUGGUAUCCUGAAACGUCUAAAGAAAAAUGGAUACUCGAUGGAAUAUUAUUUUACACGUUGAUGGCAGUAACGACGUCUUUGAUUAUAGUGUCUCUUGAUUUUUAUUACAGUUGGGGUGAUUUUUACGCGAUCACUUACACGGCGUGCAGUAUAAUGCCGGUGAUAAUAGUGUUACUUAAAAUAUCCAUAUUCAUAUUACAUCGUACAAAAAUGAUGAACUUAAUAAAGUAUACUCAGAACAAUUUUUGGUAUAGGAAAUACGACAAUUUUGGUGAAAAGAUAUUAAACGAUAUCGACAAUAAAGGAAUACUUUUGAUGUGUUCCUUUACGUUCUUUGUUCAAGGAACAGCUGUUACUUAUACGUUGACACCUAUAAUAGAAAAUUUAGGUAAAAAUGAUAGCGAUAGGAUUCUACCUUUCAAAAUAUGGAUCGACAUACCUUACUCAACGAGUCCUUAUUUCGAGACGUUAUUUAUGAUUGAGACUCUCGCCCUGAUACACACGGCCGUUUGUUUUGCCUGUUUCGAUAAUUUUUUAUGCCUCUUAAACAUGCACGCCGCCGGCCAAUUCAAAAUACUUCAGCACAAGCUCGAGACGAUUUUUGACUGGGAUAUCAAGGUUUCGUUAAAAACGAUCAUUUCUGUGAAUAAGAAGAGAUUAAAUGAUUGCAUUAAGAGGCACAAUGAAUUGAUUAAUUACGUUGAUAAAUUGGAGAACAUAUUUACUCACACGAUGAUGUGCCAAUUGUUAAUAUCAAGCAUAAUGCUUUGCGUUGCCGGAUUUCAAAUGUUCUUGUCGCAAGGAACAUUGAUAAGAAGAAUGAUAUUUAUCGCUCACACAAACGGCUGCUUUUUUCAACUUUUUGCAAUAACUUUGACGGCAAACGAGCUAUUAAUUGCCAGUCAAGGGGUGAGCGAGGGCGCGUAUGCCGCAAAUUGGCCCUUUCUGCCAUUAGAAAUUUUCGAUAACAUGGGUACAAGUCUCCUACUGAUUAUGAUCCGAGCCCAGAAACCAUGUUGCAUAACAGCCGGUGGAUUUUUUCCUGUUUCGCUCGAAACAUGUAUGGCGGUUUUGAAGACAGCAGCCUCUUACUUUACGUUAUUGAGAAAUAUCGAUGACGAAAAAAUUGCUAUAGCUUUGUGGAUCGAGGCGUAUGAUUUUUAUGUUAGCCUUGCUGAAUUCUACGCACUCACAUAUACCGCUUGCAGUGCAAUGCCGGUGGCAGUAAUUCUAAUGAAAUUAAUCAUAUUUUUACCUAAUCGAAAAGACAUCGUUAAAUUAAUUCGAUAUACCGAGGAAUGUUUUUGGUUUAAAGAGUAUGACGAGUUCGGUAAAAAGAUAUUGGAUGAGCUUUCGCAGAUUAUCGCAUUGAUACAUUCAGGACUUUGUUUCUGUUGUUUCGAUAUCUUUCUAUGCUUGUUGAAUCUAACGGUGGCUGGACAAUUCAAGAUUCUCCAACAUCGUUUGGAAAUUUUAUUCGAUAAUAGCAUAUUGUAUACCAAGAAUAACGAAUAUGUUAUCCACGAGGACGACGCUCCUGAAACUUUUCAAGAAUUCAAAAGAUGCGUCGAACAUCAUCGUAUGCUUAUCGAUUAUGUAGACGAAUUGGAAAGGAUAUUCGCGAUGGCUACUUUGUGCCAAUUGUUGAUGUCCAGCGUUAUGUUGUGCGUUGUCGGAUUUCAAGUUUUUGUGUCCCGUGGUAUUGCAACACGUCAGUUUUUAUUCGUCUCACAUACUUACGGUUGUAUCUUUCAAUUAUUCGUCAUAACGUCCGCUGCUAAUGAGGUAAUCGUCGAAAGUCAUGCCGUGGGUGACGCAGCUUACAAUGCUAAUUGGCAAACAAUAUCUUACGAGCCUUACAAGAAGAUUAAAAUGGGAAUUAUGAUGAUCAUGGCGAGAGCUGAUCGACCUUGUUACAUUACAGCCGGUGGCUUCUUUCCUGUGUCUCUUCAAACGUUUAUGGGGGUAACUAAUCUUCUAACGACGACGAAAUUAACAUUGAUUAACCUAUUUUCAUAUAAUAAGAUUAUUAAUUCAAGAAAUGAAACCGAUAGGAUACUACCAUUUACAAUGUGGAUUGAUCUACCUUUCUCCACGUCGCCAUAUUUUGAGAUGAUGUUCGUAAUACAGGUAUUAUCACUUUAUGGUGUUGGCAUUUGUUAUUUUUGUUUCGACAAUUUAUUAUGCAUCAUGAACAUUCAUACAGCAGGACAAUUUCGUAUUUUGCAGCAGCGUCUUGUUAAGAUUUAUCAAGAAAACGAUAUCUCUAAUUAUUAUCAAAUUGAUCAUUUACAAAAUGUUUAUAAUAGGUUUAAGGAACUUGUAAUACAGCAUCAAAUGCUCAUCAAAUAUUCCAAGGAUUUAAAUCACGUCUUUACUUUCAUUACACUCGGACAGGUAUUAAUAUUCAGUAUACUGAUAUGUCUUGUCGGCUAUGAAAUAUUUAUAUUUUCAUUCACGUUAAAGGCAGACGCGGCACCUACACGACGUGCUGUUUUCAUAUUUUAUAUAACAGGUACAAUGACUCAACUAAUGAUGUUCACAUACAGUUGUAAUAUAUUGGCAGAAGAGAGCAUGAAUGUCGCUGAGGCAGCAUAUUCCUCAUCAUGGACAUCUAUGCCGAUAAAUGAAAUCAGCAAAUUUUUGAAAAAAGGUCUUUUACUGAUUAUUAUCAGAGCUCGAAAACCUUGCAGCCUAUCAGCUGGUGGAUUCUUCUCCGUAUCUUUGGAAACUUAUACAGCAGUAAUGAGCACCGCAAUGUCCUAUUUUACAUUACUCAGACAACGCAGUUUGGAAGUAAUUGGUGUCUGAUUGUUAUCUACCAAGAGUUAACUCCAUGAAAGAUCUUCGUUAUUAAAUUUGUAAUAAAUGUAAUAUCGAUAAAAUAUUAUAAUGUUAAAUGAUAGUAUUAAAUAAUAUAAUUAUUUGAUAAAUUAUUAUUCAAUGACUUUUAAUUUUUCUCGUUAUUGUAAUAUAAAUAAGAAACAAUAUUCAAAUAGUUAUCCUCCGAUC